UUACGCGCCAAUUUGGAUGCCAUUUUUUCUCAGGAGUAACCAACAAAAAUGUUUUAAAAUCUCUAGUUCACAGUCACGUGAAAUUCCCUAGUAGUUCAUCAGCAAAAAAUAAACACCAGUGACAAGUUUAUCCACUCUCUCAUCAGAAAAUAUCUUAAGUAAUAUAUUUUUGUAGCGAAAAUUGUCAGCUGUCUGUGGUGUUUGGUUUGUCUUUGAUCGCCACAGUAACUACCUCACUUCAGUUUAACGUUAGUGGUUUGUUGUGUAUUACGUGCAUUUUUAAGUCGAAAUUCACAAGAAUAAUAGGAAGAGGAGAGCAAACACAGAGAGACGUUAAUCGUCCAAGUCGUUCAAAUGUUUUUCAACAAUCCCAUUAUCUAAGUACGAACUUGUGUAAGCGAACGAAGGUGUACACCUAAAGCGGCUCUCGUUUUCGUCCACCACUUUUCAUCAUCCACCAACACCACCUCUCUACAUCAUCAACGAUCAACCUUCUCCUCCGCCACAAUAUAACGUGAACCAGGUGUCAGUUGUGCAACGGCCGACGAGAUGACUCUUAUAGAAGGAGUAGGUGACGAGGUGCUGAAUUUCUUUAUGAUAGUAGGAACACUCUUUGUAGGAUGGGUAGCCUGGUGCUCAACGAAUAUCGGCGACCAGCCGCUCAUACGCACCGUGCUCAUCCUUCAGGAACGCACUCGCACGCGCAUCGCUGCCCUUAGAGCUAACCCGGUUCAAGUACUGGCCAUGUCUCAGCAGCACCCUACAGACAAUAGUGACAACGAAUCCAGGCAGUCGAAUUCCAGUAGCAGCAGCGAAGUAGAUGCCAGCUGUCCUGACUCUCCUCUACCAGCUACGAGUACAGUCAUAGCCGAGCCAGCCGCAACUCCAGCUGCCACAAAUGAGGAGGUUCUCAUAAGAGCCAUGGAUUCUUUCAAUAAUGAGGAAGCAGAUACCAAAGUUAAUCAAGUUGAAAAAACUUCGACUGAAGCAAGUAAUAACAUCGGAGAAACAAAAACGACAGAAACAAGCAAUGACGCUGCAGUGGCAUCUUCAGAAUCAGAACAGACUGAGGCCAAUGUGACGAAUGACAAUGAGAAAAAUAUUUCUAUAAAGCUGAAAUUCAUAAACGAUGAUCAAAAAUUAGUUACUGGUAAUCUCAAUGAAAUGCUUGGCGACUUCAAAAGGAAACAUUUCCAAUUGGAGCUUGAGUCUAGAAAAUUGGUUCGCCUAGUAUUUAACGGUCACGUUCUUCAGCCCGACGAAAUAACCCUGGAACAGUGUGGCUUCUUUAACAAUUGCGUUGUGCAUUGUUUAAUCCACCAGCCGCGUCCAGCCCCAACUGCCACAACUACGUUAGACAGUUCCUCGCAUAUGUACUUUAAUCCUCCACCUUAUCAGAACAUACCGGCAGGUGCAGGUCUUGGGUCAGCGCAAGCUGAAUGGGAUCUCAGCAGGCUGUUGGUCAGUAUUGUGACACUCGUGUUAGGCCUCGCUUGGUUCUUUAGAUAUCACUAUGCCCAACUGUUUACUAUAACCACGACAGUAGGCUUGUUUGGACUCACAGCGAUAUUCACGUUCUCAUUGUUCGGCCACUUGUUACCAGAUCAAGACAGUAUUAGAAAUAUUGAGUAAAACAAGAAUUUUUUUCGUUCAGUUUCACGUGUGCAGGCUUUAAUUAAUCGGCGUAGGUAAGGAAUUGAAAAUUCGUUGCCAGAAAAACACAAAAAAAGUUGACUUAUCGAACAGAUUUAUUUGGUCUGGAAAGUGGUUAAAUUAAAAGACUAUUGCGACGUUAAGAAGAGGAAAUUUUAACAAGUUUUAAGAAAAUCAUUAAAUGUUUACAAUUUUUUCGAAAGAUAUCCAAAUUUUGUAUUCUCUUUCUUUGUUUUUACCCAAAAAAAGAAUUUAGUGAUGUAAAACUGUGAAAAGCCGACUACAACCAUUGCUGUUAUAUAUUGUAAUAUACAAUUAUUUUCUUUCGUUUGAUUUUUGUUAAAAGGUG
Copidosoma floridanum is the source of this 2002-nucleotide messenger RNA. RefSeq lists its product as uncharacterized. The record is from RefSeq and is a predicted model, not a curated record. Gene Ontology annotation, biological process: ERAD pathway. Lineage: Eukaryota; Metazoa; Arthropoda; Insecta; Hymenoptera; Encyrtidae. Gene Ontology annotation, molecular function: protein binding.